Messenger RNA from Clonostachys solani, 1620 nucleotides. Lineage: Eukaryota; Fungi; Ascomycota; Sordariomycetes; Hypocreales; Bionectriaceae. The record is from the annotation of a GenBank genome assembly.
AUGGCGCAUCCUCCAAUAUACAAAGCGAAUGUCAUGUGGUGGAACAAGUCGUCAAUUUAUAUCCGCUGUCCCCAUUGCGACAAGAUUCAUCGUCAUGGCUUCGAUGGGGAGUAUCGAGCUGAGUAUCGUCGCGCACCGCAUUGCGAGAACGACGGAUGUUACAGCAUAUGCUUCCCCUCCAACGGCCUCUAUGAGAUCGACCAGAGCAGGUGCCUGUACGUACGUGCAGGUGACGAUCCAGCCGAUUAUUUCGAACAGCUCAAACCCGAGCUAAGGGUGGACGUAAGCCACCAACGCAAAUGGACAGAGGCAAAAGAGGAGGUCGAGAUGGACGAAUAUCAUCGAAACAAACUUGAAUUGAUCAGCCGUGCUCUUGGCCUUGGUCCACUCCAAGAAGUUGAGCGUGGCAAUAGACUUCAAAUUGCUGUCUCGGACAUGAGCAACGGCAGAUUAGAGGCUGUGCGCUCUUACCUUGAGACCUCCCACGAGAAGAACAUUUUUCUUCACGGAGUGCAGGCCUCGGUUUUUGCACAAUCCGAGGUGUACGAGGGGAGUGCGUGUCAAGAUAUCGAAGAUGGUCAAGAUGGAAAUUGCGACCCUUCUGAAGCAGAGAUUGAAGAAACCAUAACAUCUGGAGUCACUGCACUGCAUCUAGCUGCGUGUGAGAGGCAUCCGGAGAUGGUCAAACUACUCCUCGACUACGGGGCCGAUCCAAAUGCAAGAAUGGUUGAUGGACGGACUCCAUUGAUGGAAGCUGCGAUUUGGGGACGUCUGGGUAACACUAAACACCUUCUUUCUUAUGGAGCCGACAAGUCAAUUCAAUGCGUGCGAGAAGGGAAGCAGCUACGAGCUAUUGAUCUUGCCAGAGACACUCUCGAAAAUAGCGAGGAGAGAUACAACCGAUCCGGUCGAAAUCACCAGAUAUACAAGGAAGUUACACACGAAAGAAAUUUGGAACGUGCAGCAAUCUUUCGAGAGCUGAAUCGCGAGGCUAUGCAUGAAGAAUAUGAGCACCAAACACCUUUCUUGGGGCCUCACAGCUUUUGUUUCACAUCGAUAUUUGAUGGAGGCAACGUCAUUUCCAUUCUUGCAAACUUUGAUGUCCCGAACAAACGCAAAACCGUGGGGAUCUUGUUUCGGAGCACUAUUGUCAGCAAAUCUGCUUUCCCACCCGUGGCUGCCAUGAGUGGUUGGGGUCACGCGGAGAAUUCAAAUCUCGAUCUUCGAAUCGCGGGAAAAACAUGGACAAAUGAGGUCUUCCAAUUAUGUCGGCUUAUUGGGCACAACUUGCCUACAGGUGGACAUGACCUGGGCAUACCUGAGCAAUUUUAUGCAUGUCACGCAGAAAAACAACUGACUGCUUACUUUGUCAACAAACAUUUAUUUCUGUCUCAGGAGGGCAGUUCUGACGAUUUCGGGAUGUCAACUUUGAGCCUUGAGGCAUCAGAUGGGAGACAUAUCGACAGGCUUAUGGAGCUUCGCGAGGCAGAACCUCCUCAGAGACUUCAGAAAGCAAUCAUUCUAACUUCUCGUGCUGUGUGCUACGACUGUCAGGCUUUUAUAAUCAGAGUCAAUAGGGUAUUCACGUUGGAUAUAGACCUCCAAGGGCCAGCAGUGUAG